UUCCGCCAUUUUUCCACCAUCUCUCAGUUCUUCGCUUCCCCAUCCACUCAUAAUCUCUCUCUCUCUCUCUCUGAAUGCAUCACUGCACCGUAACCCUGAAACCCCCACCUCCACACCAUGUAUCCUCCUCUCGCUCCCACCUGAUUUUUCCCCCCAGCCCUAGGCUGACCAAAUCCCAAUCCCACCCCAUCUUCGCGCCAAUUUACAUUCGUGCUCAUUCCGUCUCCAACCGCACCGCCAGAGGGCUCGAUGUCUCCGUCUCCAAACACUCCCCAAACGCCAGCGCCCCAAAUGGCUCCCUACACGAUUGGAAGCCGAAGAGCGUCGGCGUUAAAGACGUAGAUGUCGCCACUCUCGGCAAUCUCUGCGUGGAUAUCGUGCUCAAUGUGCCCAAAUUGCCACCGCCCGAUGUCCACGACCGCAAAUCUUACAUGGACCGGUUGUCCGCCUCGCCGCCGGAUAAGCAAUACUGGGAAGCUGGUGGAAACUGCAACAUGGCCAUAGCAGCUGCAAGAUUAGGACUUAAGUGCAUCGCAAUUGGGCACGUGGGUAACGAAGUAUAUGGACAGUUCCUUUUAGAUGUCCUUCAAGAUGAAGGAAUUAGCAUGGUUGGAGUGAGUGACAACAAUACCAAUGUUGACAGUUCAAGUGCAACGUAUGAAACACUUUUAUGCUGGGUACUCGUCGAUCCAUUGCAAAGACAUGGUUUUUGCAGCCGAGCUGAUUUCAGUAAGGAGCCUGCAUUCGGUUGGAUGAGCAAAUUAUCUGGACAAGUAAAGACAGCUAUUAAACAGUCAAAGAUUCUGUUCUGCAAUGGUUAUGGCUUUGAUGAGCUCUCUCCUGGUGUAAUAGCCGCAGCUGUAGAGUAUGCUGUUGACGUUGGUACAGCAAUUUUCUUUGACCCUGGACCACGUGGAAAAAGCCUUUCUGCUGGUACAACAGAUGAACGAGAAGCACUUAACCUGUUGUUGAGGAUGAGUGACGUUCUUCUCCUAACGUCUGAUGAGGCUGAGUCAUUGACGAGCAUUAAAAACCCAAUAUUAGCAGGGCAGGAGCUGCUCAAGCAAGGGGUGCACACAAAAUGGGUGAUUGUCAAAAUGGGUCCAAGGGGUUCAAUUCUAAUAACUAGGUCAAGUAUUUCUUUCACACCAGCUUUUGAGGUAUCAUUUUCUAACUUUACAUUUUCUUAUGACAUUGUCGUGAACUUGUAG
Messenger RNA from Pyrus x bretschneideri (Chinese white pear), 1211 nucleotides. RefSeq lists its product as uncharacterized. The record is from RefSeq and is a predicted model, not a curated record. The transcript has 4 exons. Bases 75 to 1211 code for a protein of 378 amino acids. Lineage: Eukaryota; Viridiplantae; Streptophyta; Magnoliopsida; Rosales; Rosaceae.